UUUAAAGGCAGCUGUCAAAAGCGACGAGCACACAUCUCAUACGAGACAUUACAUAAUAAAUCUCCCUACGAGCGUUACAAUAGUCCCAUUGCCGAAUCAGCUGAACUAACAACAAGAGCUGGCCAACAGAAUAGCCGGUUUUUGAGUGAGAGAGACCUGCCGCUUCACUGACGUGUCAUUCAACUCGAUCGAGAACCCGAGAAUUUCAGAGUUUGGAGUUUCGGAGAGCCCAGCCAGUUCUUGCUGACGAUCGGCAAGAGUAAGGUCAAGUUUAGAAGUCUCUGUUUUUGCCACGAAGAUGAUGCGGAUUUUGGUGACUCUGCUGCUGGCCGCUUUCUACUCCAUUCCGACCACCUGGGCCAUAUCCUGUACUGGCUGCGUGGAUCUGGAUGAGCUCAAUUUCCAGAAGACGGUGGAGCGGUUUCCCUUCUCAAUUGUUAAAUUCGACAUUGCAUUUCCGUACGGCGAGAAGCAUGAGGCCUUUGCCGCCUUCUCGAAAUCCGCCCACAAAGCAACUACGGACCUACUAAUAGCCACCGUUGGCAUUAAGGACUACGGAGAACUGGAGAACAAGGCUCUUGGCGACCGGUUUAAAGUCGACGACAAGAAUUUCCCGGCCAUCUUCUUGUUCAAGGGGAAUGUCGAGGAGUACAUCCAGCUGCCCAGCCACACGGACGUCACUCUGGACAACUUAAAGGCCUUUAUCAGUGCCAACACACCUCUAUAUAUCGGUCGCGAUGGCUGUAUCAAGGAGUUCAAUGAUGCGCUGAAGAACUACGCCAACAUCCCCGAUGCAGAGCAACUAGCACUCAUGGAGAAGCUGCAGGCCAAGCAGGAGCAGUUGACAAAUCCCGAGGUGCAGCAGAGCGGCAAGGCCUAUCUGAUCUAUAUGCGGAAGAUCCAUGAGCAGGGAUACGGGUUCCUGGAGGAGGAGACCAAGCGCCUUUUGCGCCUCAAGGCCGGCAAGGUCACGCAGGGCAAGAAGGAGGAGCUGCUGCGGAAGCUCAAUAUUCUGGACGCCUUCAGAGUUCACAAGGUCACCAAGGCUUCGCCCGAAAAGGAGGAGUUGUAGGCUUCCAAAACUUGAAUUUGUUAAAUAUAUAGAUUAUUAAGAAUCUUUUAUGAUCAUUAUAAGUGUCGAAGGCUCGGCAGACAAGUGUGAAUGUACAAUAAAACCAAAAUAUAAACAAAA
Drosophila takahashii is the source of this 1192-nucleotide messenger RNA. RefSeq names its product endoplasmic reticulum protein 29-like protein wbl (gene wbl). Gene Ontology annotation, biological process: protein secretion. Gene Ontology annotation, cellular component: endoplasmic reticulum; endoplasmic reticulum lumen. Lineage: Eukaryota; Metazoa; Arthropoda; Insecta; Diptera; Drosophilidae. The record is from RefSeq and is a predicted model, not a curated record.